AUGUCCCGUGAAGACAUCGGGCUUCGCCUGAUCAAGGCUUUCAAGCCAUGCGGAGUGAUUGAAGCAGUCAAAGUGUUCUUGAAACCUCUCCCCAUCAACGACACCAAGGGCAUCAUGGCCUGCGCCCGUGGUGAUUCGGGACUCGGUGCAGUCGAUGCGUCCGAGUUCGCCUCCGACAUUGUGCUCUAUUAUAAUGCUAUGGAGAGGGACGCCGUGGAUGUUUACGAGCAGUCCUUCGCAGGAAAAUGGCUCGAAGAAGAGGCCGAAGCCAAAGCCGCGGCCGCACGCCUCGACCCUGCCACCCACUCCCUUGUUGCCCGUCUGACGUUCGCGGAUGCUGCCGCCGCCGCCCGUGCUCGCCAGCUGUGCCUCGUCCCGAGCAACAAGGAGGCGCUGGAAGAGGUUCGCGUGCACUGUGCACGCGUCAACGCCCUCGAAUUCCCCAGUUGGAAGGCAGCCAUCGACGCCCCUAGCGACACUGACUUGGACAUGCCGCUCAGCAAGCCCCCCAACGACAUCAAGCCCGUCAGCACGCUCUCUGACGGCCGCAGCCUGAGUGUCUGGGACGGCACCGCUGCUCCCACCGUCGCUCCUCUCAAGUCCAAGAAAUGGGUGUACUUCGGCCCUGCGGACCUUCUGCUGUUUGAGGAUCCUCGUAAACCACUUUUGGAAACGAGCUGA
Trichosporon asahii var. asahii CBS 2479 is the source of this 681-nucleotide messenger RNA. RefSeq lists its product as uncharacterized. The transcript is spliced from 3 exons. Lineage: Eukaryota; Fungi; Basidiomycota; Tremellomycetes; Trichosporonales; Trichosporonaceae. Bases 1 to 681 code for a protein of 226 amino acids. The record is from RefSeq and is a predicted model, not a curated record.